This is a messenger RNA of Planococcus citri (citrus mealybug), 2096 nucleotides long. Its product is annotated as vesicular glutamate transporter 3-like. Gene Ontology annotation, cellular component: membrane. Lineage: Eukaryota; Metazoa; Arthropoda; Insecta; Hemiptera; Pseudococcidae. The record is from RefSeq and is a predicted model, not a curated record. The transcript is spliced from 15 exons. Gene Ontology annotation, molecular function: transmembrane transporter activity. Gene Ontology annotation, biological process: monoatomic anion transport; transmembrane transport. The coding region runs from base 394 to 2052 and encodes 552 amino acids.
CGAAAUUCGUCAAAAAUCACUUAUUUUACUAUUUAAAUGAAAUAACAUUCUACCACAUACUGGUACCUGAUUAUUUGUUUGAUAAAGUUGUUUAACCUCAAGGUUCAUUGCAUUAGCUCGUUUUUUGGAGCUACACAGUGUGUGCGGAGAUACAGUACGUUAAAAUAGAUGCAACUGGAAGUGUGUUCAAUCCGUUCAGAAGCUUUUAUCGAAAAAACCUACGUACCAAAAAUGCCCGAACGCAACAUUCCAUAUUCACAAGAGAGACGAGGCAUAAUGAUAAUCAUAUUGUACUCAAAGUACAUGUCAGUCGAAACCAGCAUCAUAUCACGUGAAGUGCUAAUGUGCCAUCUAUGAAUGUGACAACGCUGACAGUAAAAGUGACCGAAAAAUAUGGCUUUUGAAAAGGAAUCUAAUGGUAUUCACGAUCCACACACAGCUCAGAAACUACUGCAAGAGCCAGGCAACAGACAAGUAGUGAACCAUGCCCCAUUCUGGUUCUCGAAACGAUUCCUCGUUGUGAUCUUGUUAUUUAUGGGAAACUUGAACAUAGUCUUGUUGAAGAAUAACCUGAAUAUUGCAAUCGUUGAAAUUCAGUCAAAGAAAAACACCACUGCUGAAAAUGUAACCACAAGUGAAAAUGCAAUCGUUGAAAUUCAGUCAAAGGAAAAUAUCACUGUUGGCAAUGUAACUACUGGAGAAAAAGCAAUCAUUGAAAUUCAGUCAAAGGGAAACAUCACUGUUGGCAAUUUAACUACUGGGGAAAAUGCGAUCGUUGAAAUCCUAUCGAAAGAAAACAUUACUGUUUAUAAUGAAACCACAAGUGAAUCAGAGUACGAUUGGGAUUCAAAAACUGUAGGAAUUAUUCAAAGCUCCUACUCAUUCGGUUACAUAUUUACAGUAUUCGGUGCGGCCAUAAUAAAUAAAUUAGGAGGCGCUAUCACUUAUGGAACAUGUAUACUAAUGAUGGCCGUAAUAAACAUGAUAACUCCGGUUUGUUUACAAUUCAAUUAUUACGUGUUUCUGGGCUCCAGGAUAGUUUUAGGAAUUUUUGACGGCAUCGCCUACAUGGGCGGUCUGGAAAUGCUCUCACGUUGGGCGCCACUUCGAGAAAGAUCGAGAAUAAUGUCAUUGAGUUUUUGCGGAAUAUAUGUCGGGGUUGCGGUGGCUUAUCCUAUUUGUGGAAUUAUAGCAAAUUCAUUGGGCUGGCAGGCUGUAUUUUACUUUUCAGGCAUAUGUGGCAUCAUUUGGUCAACACUGUGGAUAAUUCUUGUUCGAAAUCAACCAUCCAAGGAUAAAUGGAUGUCGAAACAAGAACAGAUGUACAUCGUGGAAAACACACAGACGACUCCAAGGAAACAAAUCGUCCAUCCUUACAGGAAAAUCUUCACUUCGCCUCAAGUCUGGGCUUUGUGUGUAGGUAAAUUUACCUACAGCUGGGGAUUCACUUUAUUGGUUGUAUGUUUCCCACUUUAUGUCAGAGACAUGACCGGACAAACUACCGAUAAAGUAGGCAUAAUAUCUUCUAUUCCAAACUUUGUCUGCAUAUGUACAAUUCCAUUGGCUGGAUUCUUAUUGGAUUUAUGGCAGAAUAACAGCAACCUCAGAGUAACUCAGAUUCACAAGAUCGUCAUGUGCACAGGAUUCAUUUCAGGGGCAGUUCUAUUUUUAAUAGCUUCUCAAAGUUCCAAUUUUACUUUGUCUAUGACUUGCUUUGUGCUGAUAAAGUUCAUCAUUUCUUUCAAUUAUCUCAUUCUACAAAUGGUUUGCCUGUACAUGUCACCGACUCAUUCCAGUAUAUUGGCUGGAAUGUCAUCAUGGUGGUACACUGUCAGUGUUGUUUCGAUACCAAACGUAGUAGGAUUCAUAGUACAACAUGGCACCUUAUCCGAGUGGAGCUUAUGUUUCCUUUUAUCGGGAGGAAUUCUUUUCGCCGGAGCUAUGAUAUUUUUGAUUUACGGUUCCAGCGAACUACAGUCAUGGUCUGUGUCACUACCUUCAAAUAAUGAGAGACAAUUCAGUAUUGAAAAUGAAAAGCCCAAUUACACCUGAACCUCUUUUGGUUUUAUUUUUUCAUAAGUAUAUUUUUCACGUGA